Messenger RNA from Haliaeetus leucocephalus (bald eagle), 1327 nucleotides. RefSeq names its product growth hormone secretagogue receptor (gene GHSR). Gene Ontology annotation, cellular component: plasma membrane. Lineage: Eukaryota; Metazoa; Chordata; Aves; Accipitriformes; Accipitridae. Gene Ontology annotation, molecular function: growth hormone secretagogue receptor activity. Gene Ontology annotation, biological process: hormone-mediated signaling pathway; G protein-coupled receptor signaling pathway. Bases 5 to 1063 code for a protein of 352 amino acids. The transcript is spliced from 2 exons. The record is from RefSeq and is a predicted model, not a curated record.
AAGGAUGCGGGAGGGGAGCGCGGGUGGGCGCGGAGCCGAGAACGGGACGGGGACCGAGGGGCCGCUGCGGCUUUUCCCCGCGGCCGUGCUCACCGGCAUCACCGUCGCCUGCGUCCUCCUCUUCGUCGUGGGGAUCGUCGGCAACCUCCUGACCGUGGUGGUGGUGUCGAGGUUUCGGGACAUGAGGACCACCACCAACUUCUACCUGUCCAGCAUGGCCUUCUCCGACCUGCUCAUCUUCCUCUGCAUGCCCCUGGACCUCUUUCGCCUCUGGCAGUACCGGCCCUGGAACUUCGGGGACCUCCUCUGCAAGCUCUUCCAGUUCGUCAGCGAGAGCUGCACCUACUCCACCAUCCUCAACAUCACCGCCCUCAGCGUGGAGCGGUACGUCGCCAUCUGCUUCCCCCUCCGAGCUAAAGUCAUCAUCACCAAGGGGAAGGUCAAGCUGGUCAUCCUCUUCCUCUGGGCCGUCUCCUUCAUCAGCGCCGGACCCAUCUUCGUCUUGGUGGGGGUCGAGCACGAGAACGGCACGAACCCCCUGAGCACCAACGAGUGCCGAGCCACGGAGUACGCCGUCCGCUCGGGGCUCCUCACCAUCAUGGUCUGGACCUCCAGCGUCUUCUUCUUCCUGCCCGUGUUUUGCCUGACCGUGCUGUACAGCCUCAUCGGGAGGAAGCUCUGGAGGAGAAAGAGAAAGAACAUCGGUCCAAACGCUCUUAUCAGGGAUAAGAACAACAAGCAAACCGUGAAAAUGUUAGUUGUGGUGGUAUUUGCUUUCAUACUCUGCUGGUUGCCUUUUCACGUAGGACGAUAUUUAUUUUCCAAAUCCUUUGAAGCUGGAUCCUUGGAGAUAGCAGUGAUCAGCCAGUACUGCAACCUGGUGUCCUUUGUCCUCUUCUACCUUAGCGCAGCCAUCAACCCCAUCCUCUACAACAUCAUGUCCAAGAAGUACCGAGUCGCCGCUUGCCAGCUGUUUGGACUCAAACCCCUUCCAAAGAAAAGACUCUCCAGCACAAAGCAAGAAAGUUUGCGCGUUUGGACAGAACCCAGCGUUACUACAUGACACGCGAUUUCCAGCGCCAGAGCAUCAUUUCCCGGAAUUCCCAGAAAGCCAUAACGAAAGAGAGAGAGGGCAAGAAAUACAAAUUGAAACGUUAAAGCUGUACUUUUGUCAUCAUCUGGAUUUGCUGAAAGAUGUUAUGUAGGCAGUUAAAGAUUUAAAAAGAAGAAAAAACCCAACUAAACUUUGAGACUAUAGGAGGAGAGACACGGUCACAGAAUUUGGCAACACUCAAGUGUUAUUUCUCUGCUGCUUUUGCCCCUGUGA